AUGCAAGAGCAAUUACAGGAACAAUUGAUGAAAAUCCAACAAGAGAUGAAGGAUCAAAUGUUAGAGGCUCAAAGGAGUAUAAUGGCUGAGAUGGCUCAGCUGUUGAGGGGGAUGACGGAUAAAGGAAAGGCCCUUAUGAUUACCACUGAAGAGGAUAACGAGGGUCAUCCUCCUGGUUUUACUCCACCUCAUGUACAGACUCAGCCUGAGGCAUAUCCCCGAGGGCCGACCGUCACAAUAAGGCCUCAACAGAGACAAGUCGAUGCUGGAAUUCCCAUGAACUUUCAAACUGGUUCGGGAUUCAACCCUGGAGAUAACCCUGCCAAUCUAGUUAUCCCUGAUCUAGAUGUAGCUGAGAGGGAAGAGAUGAGACUCGAAUCAUUAAGGCAAUUGGAAGAACGUUGUAAAUGGUUAGAAGAGAAGUUUAAGGCAUUAGAAAACGCUGAUAAUCGUCAGGGAAUCGAUACCAAAGACUUGAGUUUGGUCCCAAAUUUGGUGCUUCCCCAUAAGUUCAAGAUGCCAGAAUUUGAGAAGUACAAUAGGACUACUUGCCCUGAGACCCAUAUCACUAUGUUUUGUAGACAAAUGACUGGCUAUGUAAACAAUGAUCAAUUAUUGAUCCAUUAUUUUCAAGACAUUUUGGUUGGAGCAGCGGCUAAGUGGUAUAAUCAAUUGAGUCGUGCAAGGAUCAGUUCUUGGAGAGACCUAGCACAAGCUUUUAUGCAGCAAUAUAAUCAUGUGACUGGCAUGACUCCUGAUAGAAUUACUUUGCAGAACAUGGAAAAAAAGCCUAAUGAAAGUUUUAGGCAAUAUGCCCAGAGAUGGAGGGAGGUCGCCAUGCAAAGGUGGCAAGAUAGAGGGGGAAACUGCCAAAGAUCGGCCCUACGGAGGAAAGAUAAUGAGGUGAACAAUACGAGUAGUUAUAAUCCAAAAGCGGUUACGGUUUGUCAGCCCAAAGUAACUGCAGUUGGGCAACAGGAUUCUCAAAAGCAGGGAUCUGGUUCAAGACAAAAUUCUGAGAAGGUUUCAUUUACGCCUAUCCCAGUAACAUAUCGGGAGCUUUAUCAAAGUUUAUUUAAUGCGCAUGCAAUAGCUCCUUUUCAUUUGAAACUACUGCAACCUCUAUACUCUAAAUGGUACAAUGCAAAUGCCAAAUGUGAAUACCAUACAGGGAUAUCGGGGCAUUCAAUCGAGAAUUGCACUGGCUUUAAAAAAAUAGUGGAAAGACUUAUCAGGAUGGGGGUUGUAAAGUUUGACGACACCCUUAGUAAUGAGAAUCCGUUGCCAAAUCAUGGUGAUCAAGGGGUAAACAUAGUUGGGGAUACUGGAACGAGAAGGAUUAAGGACGGCGUGGCUGAGGUAAGAACGCCGAUGAAAGUGAUUUGGGAAGAAAUGGUGAAAAAAGAGAUAAUAACCUCUAAAGGAAGGAAUAGAGGAGUACGGGACUAUUGCGAGUUCCAUGCUGAAGAGGGACACGAGAUCCAGGAAUAUGAAGAGUUUAAGGUCUUGGUACAAGGCCUUAUGGAUAAUAAGGAGCUAGAAUUUUAUGAAGCUAGCUUAGAUGAGGGACAUAUAUGCACAUUAGAAGGGAGACCGAAGAAUCAAAACCGUCUAAGGAUCAUUAUUUCAUUACCAAGAAAUAAUGAAGUUGAAAUACCAGCGGUACCGAAAGUCAUUAUUCAUAAACCUGUUUCCUUUCCUUACAAUGAUAACAAGAGAGUACCUUGGAAUUAUAACUGCAAUGUAACAAUGUCGGAGAAGGAGGAUAUAGCUAGUGCCUCUAAGGAAGUUCGAGGUAAGGGUUCUUAUACACAUAGUGAGAGGCGUUAUGAUGCAAAAGGUGUCAGAGUUGAGCCCGAAAAUGAGUACAGUGUAGUUGAGCAAUUGCGCAAACAACCAACUCGUAUAUCAGUACUGGAUUUGCUUUUGAGUUCAGAGGUACAUCGUGAGGCUUUAAUGAAGGUGCUUAACGAGACUUAUGUUACUAAAGAUAUAUCCGUCAACAAGUUGGAACGAUUGGUUAGUAACAUAAGUGCUGAUAAUUUCAUUUAUUUCAACGAUGAUGAAAUUCCACCUUGA
Molecule: messenger RNA, 2079 nt
Organism: Gossypium arboreum
Lineage: Eukaryota; Viridiplantae; Streptophyta; Magnoliopsida; Malvales; Malvaceae
Exons: 3
Coding region: 1-2079 (692 amino acids)
Source: RefSeq, a predicted model, not a curated record